UACUAAAUAGAUUCAGGCACCAACAUUACCUACCUGCUCGAGCGUAAUACGGGUAGGACACUCAAGUACGCACGCGUCCACGCGCACUCGUUGAGUAGCAAGACAAUAAAAAGCAAGAACUAAAAAGCAAAAUUGGAAUUGGAGUUUAAAACACGAAGGCUACUCCUUAAAAAUAAAAAUAGAAGAAUACAGCUUUACUGAAAAAAGCAACAGCCAUGCAUCUAAACAGAGAAGAAGGGAACAGCAAAGGGUCUCUAUCUACCAGUGUGUUCCUGGUAUCUCUGGGGCUGACGGUGUGUGCCGUGUGGCUCGUAGCUCUGUGUGGAGUCUGCACCUGGUGUCAACGCAAACUGGGGAAGAGGAACAAGCCUGGGGUGGAGGCAGCCAGCACCCCAGAUUCAGUUCAGAUUCGUGGCCGAGGGGAAAACAAAGCCAUCAAUGAUCUAGACAGGGACUUUUGGAAUAACAAUGACAGCAGCAACGUGCAGCAGAGAUGGAGCUCCUACCCGCCCAAGGAGUUCCUCUUAAACAUGUCCCCCUAUGCCCCGUAUGGAGACCCUCGCCUCACGCCCAAUUUUGGGGACCCAUCCCUCUCAGCUGCCUCUACCCUGGAGCACAUUCCAUCCUCAGCAGCAGCCCGUCCUCGUCCCCUGGUGCGACAGCAGAGUCUCCAGCAGCCUCUCACCCACCAGCCUCCUCCGGGUCCCAGUGACCCCCCAGCCACCUCCCAGAGCCUGGGCCAGCUGCACACAGGGCCCGGGGGCGGGGGGCACCGGGGAGGCCCGCGGGGGGUGCGGGGGAGUCCGGCGGGGACAGGUGCUUCCCGGUACAGAGGAGCAGGAGGAGGACGCUCCAGGUCCAACCCAGGCAGCUGGGACCACAUGAUGGGACAGAUCCGCAACAGAGGACUGGACGUCAAGUCUUUCCUCGAGGGGAAGAUGGUUGUUCUGUCUCUAGCAAUCGGGCUGGCUGAACAAGAUGAUUUCGCCAACCUCCCAGAUCUACAGGAAGCACCGGCGUGCCAAGAAAACUCAACUCCACCGGACAAAUCAAGCAGGAGCCUGGGUAAGCCUGGGAGCCAGACCCCAGAUGAGGCAGGCCGCCUCGGGAACCCCUCCGUCACAGACCUGGCCAACUCUGUCACCACCAGCGACAUUCACAUGCUCUCUCCAGGCUCAGAAGAGGACACAGAAGGGCCUGUGGUUGAGAAGUUGGGCCGGAUCCAGUUCAGUGUGGGCUACAGCUUUCAAGACUCCACCCUGACCGUCAAGAUCCUCACGGGCCAGGAGCUUCCCGCCAAGGACUUCUCUGGCACCUCAGACCCCUUCGUCAAACUCUAUCUGCUGCCUGACAAGAAGCACAAGCUGGAAACCAAGGUCAAGAGGAAGAACCUCAACCCUCGCUGGAACGAGACCUUCCUGUUUGAAGGGUUCCCCUAUGAGAAGGUCAUCCAGAGGACCCUCUAUAUGCAGGUGCUGGAUUACGAUCGCUUCAGCAGGAACGACCCCAUCGGGGAGGUGUCCAUCCCCCUUAACAAGGUGGACCUGGGCAACCAGCAGACCUACUGGAAGGAGCUGAAGCCCUGCAGCGACGGCAGCGGGAGUCGAGGAGACCUGCUGGUGUCACUGUGCUACAACCCCCAAGCCAACACCAUCACUGUGACAAUCAUCAAAGCCCGCAACCUCAAAGCCAUGGACAUCGGAGGCACCUCCGAUCCCUAUGUGAAGCUGUGGCUGAUGCACAAGGACAAGCGUGUGGAGAAGAAGAAGACGGUGACAAUGAAGCGAUGUCUGAACCCCGUGUUCAACGAGUCCUUCCCCUUCGACGUCCCUGCCCACGUGCUCCGAGAGACCACCAUCAUCAUCACCGUCAUGGACAAGGACAAGCUCAGUCGCAACGAUGUCAUCGGCAAGGUACCGCCCCCUCGUAAUGCCCAGACCACCACCCACAUACAUCACCAGUCCACACUGACCCCUGCUGGCACAUACUGA
Molecule: messenger RNA, 1991 nt
Organism: Coregonus clupeaformis (lake whitefish)
Lineage: Eukaryota; Metazoa; Chordata; Actinopteri; Salmoniformes; Salmonidae
Product: synaptotagmin-7
Exons: 11
Coding region: 216-1991 (591 amino acids)
Biological process (GO): regulation of calcium ion-dependent exocytosis; cellular response to calcium ion; calcium-ion regulated exocytosis
Cellular component (GO): axon; membrane; synaptic vesicle
Molecular function (GO): phosphatidylserine binding; SNARE binding; calcium ion binding
Source: RefSeq, a predicted model, not a curated record